GCCACCGUGGCAACCGUGGCAUAUAGUUGAUCGAAGCGCAUCAAACCCCCGAGGCCUCUCCGCCGCCUGCCUCGCCCGGCGCGAGUUUGCAGACUCAAACCCCAACUUUCGUUUUGUUGUUCCCGUGACUACAUUCUUUACCGGCCACCUGGCGCAUCUCCUUCAAUAUGAUAGACGAUAAAUAUAUUGGGCUAGCUUUGGCCGUCUCCUCUAGUUUGGUGCUCGGCGUCAGCUUCGUAAUAACAAAGAAGGGUUUAAUACAAACGGAAGAAAAGCAUGGCUUCAAUGGAGAAGGGUUUCAGUAUCUACUGAAUGCCACAUGGUGGGCUGGCAGUCUGACAAUGGUCAUUGGGGAACUCUUCAACUUCGCCGCAUACGCCUAUGCCCCUGCGAUUCUAGUGACGCCAUUGGGCGCAUUGGCUGUUUUAAUAGGCGCUGUCCUAGGCUCGUAUUUCUUGAAGGAAGAGUUGGGAGUGCUCGGAAAGCUCGGCUGCGCCAUCUGUCUCCUUGGUGCUCUUAUUAUCGUGCUUCACGCGCCUCCUGAUGAGGAAGUCGAAACUGUUGACCAGAUCUUGCAGUACGCACUUCGACCAGGAUUCCUGAUUUAUUCUGUCAUCGUUGCUAUUUUCGCUGUCGUCAUGAUCUACAAAGUUGCGCCCAUCCACGGUAGGAGCAAUCCUCUGGUCUACAUGUCGAUCUGCUCUACCGUCGGCUCUGUCUCCGUCAUGUCUAUCAAGGCAUUCGGUAUCGCGCUUAAGCUCACCUUUGCCGGCAAUAACCAAUUCACUCACGCGUCGACCUACGUCUUUAUGAUCGUCACGGGUGGCUGCAUUCUGACACAACUAAACUAUUUCAACAAGGCACUUAGCCAGUUCCCUACCUCAAUCGUGAACCCAUUGUACUAUGUCACAUUUACAACAGCCACCCUCAUCGCUUCCUUUAUCCUCUUCUCCGGUUUCAAUACAACAGAUAUCAUCGGAACAUUUUCGCUCCUUUCUGGGUUCCUUAUCACCUUUGCUGGUGUUUACCUUCUCAACCUCUCCCGGAAGGAUCCAGAUGGAAUGAAGAUGCUUGCCGGCCAGGGUACUGAUGCUAUCGGCACCGAUAUGGUAUCAAGCAUCCAGACUCGCCUUAGCAUGCAAUCUAGGCGCAGUCAAGAUCCACGAGCUAGUAUAGGAAGCCGAGGUCACUCUGAUAGAGAGGGUCUGAUGCGUGCGUAUGACGAAGAACAAGCACAUGGCUUUGAACUACCCGAUGAUGAUCACAAGAGUACUUCAAGGAUGAAUGGGAUGAACGGGCGUGCCGGAAGAGCCUACGAAACGAUCGAGAUGGAGAAUCGCAAUUAGAUUUGCAUGCUGGCCCAUUUAUAUCUAAACAAAGAAUGAAAUUUCCCCUGCGUCACCUACCUACGCAGAAACGUUCCCCCUCCCGACCGCAUUGUAUAUUUCCCCUCCCCAAAGCGAUUUAUUUAUCGACGAAUUAGAACGGCCCCCCCUUUAUCCGACGAGAAAUCGCGCAUGAAACGGUAUUUAUGGUUUGAACGUUUUUUUUUUCGUUUUUUUGG
This is a messenger RNA of Xylaria bambusicola, 1564 nucleotides long. Its product is annotated as magnesium transporter NIPA-domain-containing protein. Gene Ontology annotation, biological process: magnesium ion transport. Lineage: Eukaryota; Fungi; Ascomycota; Sordariomycetes; Xylariales; Xylariaceae. The transcript is spliced from 7 exons. Bases 168 to 1346 code for a protein of 392 amino acids. Gene Ontology annotation, molecular function: magnesium ion transmembrane transporter activity. The record is from RefSeq and is a predicted model, not a curated record. Gene Ontology annotation, cellular component: membrane.